Cheilinus undulatus (humphead wrasse) is the source of this 11160-nucleotide messenger RNA. Its product is annotated as phosphatidylinositol-binding clathrin assembly protein. The record is from RefSeq and is a predicted model, not a curated record. The coding region runs from base 978 to 2831 and encodes 617 amino acids. NCBI's taxonomy places the organism in Eukaryota, Metazoa, Chordata, Actinopteri, Labriformes, Labridae. The transcript is spliced from 19 exons. Gene Ontology annotation, biological process: clathrin-dependent endocytosis; synaptic vesicle budding from presynaptic endocytic zone membrane; clathrin coat assembly. Gene Ontology annotation, molecular function: SNARE binding; 1-phosphatidylinositol binding; clathrin heavy chain binding. Gene Ontology annotation, cellular component: clathrin-coated vesicle; synaptic vesicle; extrinsic component of presynaptic endocytic zone membrane.
AGCAACCAGCCAGUCAGUCCGUAAAGAGAAACCACUGGCGAGACUUUUUUUUUAGACAGCAGCACCGGACGGGACUGUCUGUCAAUAAAAAAAACACAACAGCGAGCCGGUAAUGUGGCUCCCGCAACCGGAGUACAGCACCUAGUGAACCGGAGCACCGUGAAAGGAAACAACAGAGCUUCGGGAGCUGUCAUUUUGAACUUAACGGCUCCGCCGGCUCGUGCGCUUCAGUGACAGACUUCACGGCACGCGCCCGCCCGCUCGCUCUCUCUCUCUCUCUCGGUCGGCAGUUGAGCUAACCCCGCUAGCUUUCCGGCUAACACCCAGCAGCUUCUCGCGUCUUUUUCUCACGGGGGGAAACUACACCUGUCCGGGCUGUCAUCUUCACAGUGUCAUCGUUUUACCUCCAAACAAUGUGCUGCUCCAUUCUGAAUGACUUUUUACACCCUUGGGUGGGUUUAAAAUACACUUUUCCAGGCGAAUUCCAGUGAUAGCUCAAACGAGCUAACAAGUUGACGUGGAGGAGGAAGGAGAUUCUGCAAGCUGUGAUUUCAUACGGAUUACUUUUUUGUUAUUGCCUGCCUCGAGUUGGAACUAAAAUAACAAAAACCGUCCAGGUUACACACAAACCAGCCAGUUAGCUAUGUUUAUGUGUGGCCAGAAAGUAAUUUCCAGUGUUUACAACUUCAACAGCGGGACUCUUUCCUGGUUUGAGUGCUGCAACGGAAACAUUAGCUAACACAAACUAGCUCGGAUUAGUGUUGUGUUUGUUUACUAGAUAGAUAGAAUUGCCAAACUACAACUACUUAUCAGCUGUUGAUUCCUGCACCUUUUACCACCAGAAUACACUGCACAGGUUUUCUACGCACCUGGGGGACUUACAAAAACCUCUUGUCAGUGCAGUCACGUUGAGUUGAUCCAUUGAUCGGAUCGUUAUUGUGCUAUUUUAGCUGAUUAAAGCAGAAAAAGAAGCAGAGAUGUCGGGCCAAUCUAUCACGGAUCGGAUCGCAGCAGCUCAGCACAGCAUGACCGGGUCUGCGAUCAGCAAGGCUGUGUGCAAAGCCACCACACAUGAAGUGAGCGGACCCAAGAAGAAACACCUUGACUAUCUGAUUCACUGCACCAAUGAGAUGAACGUGAACAUUCCCCAGCUGGCUGACACGCUGUUCGAGCGCACGGCCAACUCCAGCUGGGUGGUGGUCUUCAAAGCCCUGAUCACCACCCACCACCUCAUGAUGUAUGGCAACGAGCGUUUCAUCCAGUACCUGGCCUCCAGAAACACUCUGUUCAACCUGAACAACUUCCUGGAUAAAGGAGCUCUGCAAGGUUAUGACAUGUCAACCUUCAUCAGACGAUACAGCCGUUACCUGAAUGAGAAGGCCAUGUCCUACAGACUGGUGGCUGUGGAUUUCACCAAGAUGAAGAGGGGGAUUGACGGUGUGAUGCGCACCAUGAACACAGAGAAGCUGAUCAAGACGCUGCCCAUCAUUCAGAACCAGCUGGAUGCUCUGCUGGAUUUCCAGGCCAACCCUAACGAGCUGACCAACGGAGUGAUCAACUCUGCCUUCAUGCUGCUCUUCAAAGACUCCAUCAGGCUGUUUGCUGCUUACAAUGAGGGGGUCAUCAACCUUCUGGAGAAAUACUUCGACAUGAAGAAGAACCAGUGCAAAGACGCUCUGGAUAUCUACAAGAAAUUUCUUUACAGGAUGACCAAGCUGUCUGAGUUCCUCAAAGUGGCUGAGCAAGUUGGAAUAGAUCAGGGUGACAUCCCAGAUCUCUCACAGGCCCCCAGCAGCCUCCUGGAGGCUUUGGAGCAGCAUUUGGCCUCACUGGAGGGCAAAAAGACCAAGGAAUUAAACGCAGACACCAGGGCAUCCACCCUGUCCAGCGCCGUCUCGUCCCUCUCUUCUACCGGCAUGUCGUUCACCCGCGUGGACGAGAAGGAGAAGCAGCAGGCCCUGGAGGAGGAGCAGGCCAGACUGCAGGCUCUUAAGGACCAGCGGCUUAAGGAGAUCAGCAUGCAGACUCCGCCCUCUGCCUCCCCCAGCAGCCAGUCGAUAGGCAGCGCCAACAACAACCACAUCACACCAACACCAGAGCUGUUCACCGCCGCGCUGUCCACCAACAGUGUGCCCAAUCUGAACAGUGACCUGUUUGAUCUUCAGCCGGCCUUCAUCCCCGCUGUGCAGAGCACUCCUUCAAUCUCCACCGCCAACAGUGCCUGGGGAGGAUUGGAGAGCCAGCCUCUGCAGCAGACCACCCCUGCCAUGACUGUAGAUUUCGAUGCUGUGUUUGGGAAUAAGACAACGCCAAGUAACAACGGCACACAGCCCUCAGCCGGUUUCGAUGCUCUUGGCGACCUGUUGAAGCCUACGAUUCCCACACACUCUGCGCCUCCUCCUCCUCAAAUGGCCAUCCAUCCUGGAGGAAAGCUGCUAGCCAAUGACCUCGACUCCUCUCUGGCCAACCUCGUGGGCAAUCUGCAGUUUGGUGGGACUCCAGCCAAGAAGCCAGAGAUGCAGUGGAACCAGCCUGGGGAGAAGAAGCUGACAGGGGGCCAGAAUUGGCAGAAUAAGACCAUGUCGACCACACAGUGGGGCCCCGCGCCCAUGGCCCCGCAGCCCAUGCCUGUACCACAUGUGGCUCCAGCUCCCAUGGCUUUCCCCAUGACCACACCGCAAGUGCCUGUGUAUGGAAUGGUCCCUCCCCAGAUGGGUCAGAUGGGUGGGGUACCAGUGAUGGCUCCUCAGCCAAUGAUGUACAACCAGCCUGUUCUCAGACCCACCAACCCCUUCGCACCCAUGCCCGGAGCCCAGAUGCAGUUUAUGUAAUCCAGUCAGGGGGGGAAGCAGAGUGCCAAAAGCGACAAACAAACAGAAGAAGAAGAAAACACACAAGAGGAACGAUUGGAUGGAUGGCGGAAUGAUUUGAUCAAACUAAAACGACUAAAGAGACAGACAAGAUAACCAACCAACACCAAAAACAGUGGAAAGAAGAGGAGAAGAAGACCGAAAAGAGGGGUAGAGGGUGGCGAAGAUGUCAUUCGAACUGGUCAUUGUCUGAAACAACUUCUUGCAUACAGUGGCGUGGUGUGAGUGUUGCUUUUUUCUGUUUACUAAGUGUUUUAAAAACCUAUCGAUGGAGUAACGAUUCAGAAGAGUGAAUACAGAUGAGAGAGAAAGAUAGAAGGAAAGAAAGAGAAGGAAAGAGGGGAUUGAUAAUCCUACCUCUGGUUUAGCUUGUAAGAGUUUUGCUGCAGAAUUAGCUUUAUUUCAAACUGGUGCUAUUUUGUCCCUUUUGGCUUACCGUAUGCCUACAACAGGAAAUCGGGAGCACAAACGAGGGGGCAAGUGUUUGUUAAAUGUGUGAAAGUGUGAGUGUAAUGUAUGAAAAUGCGAAGCAGUUGUUUCAGACAACCAGCCUCCCCUUCGUUUGCCACCUGCGUCCAGGAUUGUCCAAUCAACGAGAGAUUGAUUCUUCUGAGUGUGUUUCCCGUGAUUUUCCGCUCUUUUGGGAUAUCUUUGUAUUUUUAAAUCUGUUUUUCUUCUGCGGCCUCUCCUGAAUGUUAUUGGGGCUUGUACAGCAAUUUGUUAAACCAUUUGUUGACAGUAGUUGAGCGUUUCUUGUUAAGGGUUUAAGUCUUUGUUACUCAUAUUGUGUUGAUCUCUUCUCCAGAAGCUACAAAUACACACAGGGGGAAACAGGGAAAUGCUAACAAUGCGCUAGCAUAUGUUUAAAACAGCUUCAGACAAAGAUUUGGGAUGUUUUUUGUAAAAAUCUGGUCAUAAAAGAAAGCAGUAAAAAUCAUCUAUGUAUGUUGGAUUUGUAAUGCAGUGACUGCUACUAUGGCUAGCUGGUCAAUAGUCGCUGUUAAACUAGCCAGCUAAGGACAUGCUUGUGCUAGUCAGUCACAUUUCCUAUCUUUAUACUUUGCUUUUAUUGUGAGGCAUUUUCUUCCCAAGAUUGUACAUUUAAAGUGUUAUUUAAAGGCGGGAAGAAAACAGCUUUAUCUAGCUAGUGUUCUAACUAGCAUGCUAAGGAAGAUGUUCAUUAGCUUGAUUGCUAACUGGACUCAUUCAAAAACAUACUUUUUCCUACAAACUAUUUCUCUUUUAUUACACAUUUUAUACCCCCAAAGAGUAAAGUUAAAUAAAACUGGAGGGUGAAACAAAGCUAUUAAGAUAGCUUUGUCCAGUUUAAUCUUCUCUGUCCAACCAAGAGUUUAGCAUGAUCAGGACAGCUCUGCUUUGGGUCAAAGCCCAUCACAACACCAACAAAAGUUGCAUUAACAAAAACAAUUUGCUUACAUUUACUUUUCCCCAGCACAAAUAUCAAGUCUUACAAUGAAACUAGCUUACUGAACAUGGUAAACACAACCCCAUUCAAAGGGACCAGUAGAACUUGGAUUGGACAUUGUACAAGUUACUACAGAGUUAUUAAAAUGAAAGAAGAAACCUGCUUAAGCUAGCUGAGGUUCUAACACAUAAGCUUAAUGAGAUAUUUGCUAGUUUGGUCAUCAAGAGGACUAAAGCUUCACACAGUUUAUUCAAAAAGACUUUAAAUAGGUUUUCAUUCUGAAGAUGAGACUUAAAUAAAACUUGAUAGUGCAUCAAAGUUAGAAGGUUAGCUUCCAUUAUUUUGUUGAUGGCAAUAACCCAUCAUAAUGAUAACUACAGCUGGGCUUAAAUUAAAAAAAAAACUACCUUGCUUCAUUUUGCCCCAGUAGGCAUAUCAUCUGUUACAAUGAAAUAAGCUUGUUUAACCCUCUUCAACACUGGUGUGUAAAGGGUUUAAGAGGAUCCUGGACAAGCCCCCAAUUGUGGAGCCAGUUCAUGACACCAUAUGGUCAGACAUUCCUCAAAGUAGAGGUUAAAUGGGAGAUUCUUUGUCCUACUAUUGAGCCUGAUAUUUGUUGGAUUGUAAAUUUAAGUUACUUACAAUUUAUGACAAGGUGGGGAGAUAACUCCUUAGGCUAGCUACUAUUCUAACUAGCAAGCUACAUAGGAUGCCUGUUAGCUUGGUCUCUGACAGGUUCAUGCAGUUCAUGAAAAAAUUGUAGUUUACUUCAAAUUUUGAGUAGUUUACACUCGUAUAGUAAGAGCUAAAUAAAGCUGAUGGUGUAUCAAAGCUAGUAAGCCAGCUUUCACCAUUCUAAGCUUAGGUUCAGAUCCCGGACGAGCCCCCAAUUAUCAGUUGCCUCAGGCCAGUUUGGGACUGAAGUCACUUUUCCAAACUUUAUUUUAUACUUAUUUAUCUUGACAUUUUUGGCUCCAAUUCCUCAAAGCAGAGGGUGAAUGGAAGAAUUUUUUGUCAUGCUAUGGACCUUGGCAUUUUCUUCAAUUGUAAAUUUAAAUAAGCAAGGAAGCUAAGGUAGCUACUAUUCUAACAAGUAAGCUACAUAGGAUGUUUGUCUGCUUGGUUGCUCAUAGGAGAAUAGGUUAAAACAGUUCCUUCAGAAGUACUUAAUUUUAGCAGUUUAUGCUCUAAAUACAAAAGCUGGCUAAGCCUCCAUUGGGAUUUCUCUGUCCCAAAUCAUAAACAGUUGUUGGCUUUCUUUUUGUCGAAUGAUCAGGUCAUUAUAAAGAAAACAAAAGUUAACUUCCCGAGAAAAGUACGGACUAGAUCCACUUAACCCAUGCAGGCAAAUCAACUACCAGUCUACCUUUCAACACUGGUAUGGGGGAAAAUUUAGUCAAACAUAAUUUGACAUUUAGUUUCAUUGGCAUUUUUGGCUCUGAAGAGGGUUAGUAGAGGAUUUCCUGUUAAGCUACAAGCCAGCAGGGUUUUUUAUAAGUGUAAUUAGCCCGUUGGCAGCCUGUUAGCCCCUGGUUGACCCUGUGUGUAUCUGUUCUUCAUGUCCUCAUCAGCUCACCAAUCAGAUUCAGACGUCUUUGGUUUCUAAAUUAAGAGCUUUUUCAUCAGGUCUAUCCUUUUAGCAGGUCCACAUUAUGUGCCAAUGAUUGAUGACAACAGCACUGAGUGAGUGAUUAAAAAGUUACUGAAUCAAGUUGAAUUCACUUUAAAUUGCACUGAAUCAAAGAGAGUGGCUUUAAGUGCUAUCUGUCUGCACGGAGAGCCAAAUGACUCUGAACUUUUGGCAUCACCCUCGCUCCGUUGGUUACAGGUUAAUUUAGGGAUCAUAUUUGACUCAUUUAAGAGGUCAGGGCCAUUCCUCAGCCAAAGCAUCCGUCGCCAUGAGUUGACUGUUGGGAAUAUGUGUGCAUAUGCAUUUUUAUUGUGUGUUCACAUGUGCUAACACAUUCAUGUGUUUGUUUUCCAUUGAGGGCUAUUUUCUUAGGGUCAAAUUGUGUCACAUCUCGAGCCAAAUAUGAGCCAACGAGUUUGACACAAAAAAAAACGUGCUUGUUUGUUUUUGUAAAAAAUCAAAUUUUGUUGCAAAAUGCACAUGCAAAAAUUUUGCACUGAAGUGACUAUCCUGCCGUAAUCGAGCUCUGUUGCCAGUUUUUCUGGCGUGGAAAAAGUUUAGAAAGAGAUUUGAAGUUUGUAGAAAUUAUCUGAGUUUUUACAAUAAGACGUUUGUCUAAUCUACCAGCCACUGUGGCAGGUAACUAAAACUUAUUUUCCUGCCAUUCUCUAACAACUUGAAACUUUUUGUAGUCCCAACCCUGAUCCCCGUCCAGUGUCUCUAACCCAGUCAUUGAUAGCCCCACUGAAAUCUUUAGAAUCUCGCCUCUCAGCUCUGUCUAGUUGGUCUAUCUCUAGGAUGCUUUUUAGCCUGCUUCGUCACUGUUUGAUAUGUGUAGAUAUGUAAAAAAAUAGUACUACUAACCAGUUUCUGUCUAGAUUGUCUGCACUCACCCAUCACCGUCACAGUUGGAUAGAUAUUGCUCGUAGACGCUUCUUGUUGCAGUCUUGUGUUAGCCUAGCCUUUUGUCAUAGUAUCCUCCUGCAGUAGGUCCCCCGCCUCGUCCUCACCUCUGCCAGCGUCUCGUAACUAAAGCUCUAGUAUCUCUUGGUGUCUCUGUCUUUUAGCUUUAGAUGAAAUCUUUCAGAGGCUUUUGGGCUCAGGCUUCGUGGUUCGCUUUCUUCUCGCUGUUCGCAUCCCUCCAGUGUCUGGUAGAUGAGCUCCUCCACCCCCCCCCCCCAACGUCAUCGGCCAUUUUCAUGUCUCGUUAUGAUGUCAGCAGCCGAUGAACUGUCUCUGAUUGGACUGUUGAGCCUAGACGGCAAAUUAGAUAGCUUGGAAAUUCAGGUUUUUUGUUGCGUAAGGUAGACUGUUCGCAACAUAAAAAUGGAUCCAAGGAGAAUUAGCAACAUGCUAACUUCAGUGAAGACUUUUUGUAUAUGAAUACAACAUUUUAAGGGUUUUCAGAGUCCAGAGUAGUGUGCAAAUGGGCAAAGUUUUUAUGCCAAUAAAUGCCCAUGAGGAGCACAAAUUGCAAAAUCCUGGGUCCAACUCUUGGUUAUCAACUGAUGUCAGUCAAACUUUUUAAAUCUCUUUAAAUAAUCGUCUGCAUACAAGUGCAUCUAACAGUGUGGACACAAGUUAUCGUCGAGCUCUAGUUGGACUGUAAAUGGCAACCAUUGCACGAAACAGGAAGAACUGGCCUGGGAAUCUGGAAACCUUGGUAUCCAGAGACCUAAUAGAGGUUCAGAGAUUGGCUAAAUGCUAAUGCAUUUAGAUUUAAGUAGCUACCUGAUUGUUUGCUUACUCAACCGGCAACUUUGACUCAACCAGCCCUUGUUCAAUGAUAUUUUUGUACAAUUUAUCAGGCUGUAACAGCAUUGAAAAUAGCAAGAGAACCAGUUAUUGUGGUUAAGCUCUGGAAACUGAUGGUGAGGAAUCAAAUGGGUUAGCAUUGUUACUCAAGUCAAGUCAAUCUACUAAAAACCUUGACCUGGUCUGUGAUUGUAAUAGUUAUGAAUUCUCAAGGCUGUUUACACCUCUCAUUUCCAUUUCUGGGUGGUCUGAUUACAAGUGGUAAGCCUGAAGUAUUUUGCUGAUAUAUCAGCAAAUAUAUGGAUCUGCCAAUGUCUAGAAGCAUGGAAUCUGAGAGCUCAUUCAGAAAUCAGUCAUUAAACUGAUACCUGACCCUCAUCUGGUAUCUCCAACCAUGGCCACGGAAGCAAAGUUGUCUUAAAGACACAUAGAGAUCCAGCAGCUCAGACCACAUGUGGAGGUGGUCUGGUAUCCAUUCAUCCACAGUGGUUUGUCAGUGUAAACAUCCAUACGUCCUGGGCAGUAUUAAGGUUUCGACUUCCUCCUCAAUUUAGAGACAAUGCUGUCUCCCACUGGGUGUCAACGAUCGUCCAGAUCACCCUGGAUGGACGCUAACGAAAGGUGUAACCAGCCUCAGAAAGUUGUGAUGUCCUAUCAAGGGUUUUAUUGGACCCCCUUCGCCCUUGAAGUCCACCUCUGCAAGGCCUCAAACUUAAGUUUAAUUUUGGAUCCUUUCAACCUGGAGACUUGGUAGCCAUUUAAGAGGCCGGCAGUCAUUCCCUGAACAAGUCAGGUUCAGGAUUGGGUGGAACCUGGUUUGGGAAUGAGAUUUGUGGUGCUUUUCCAUUUGUGGUACCAGCUGGACUGUACUCAGUUUUGGUAUCAGUAUAUACUAUUAGUACCUUCUCAGUGUAGGCGGAGUGGUCACAGCAUGGCUGCUUGAACCUGCCAUGAUGUUCGUACAACAAUGGAGGGGGUAGAGUACCUGGUUCUUGGUCUGCUGCUUCUUGUCACAGUAAGGAGACAAGUUUCAGUCCAGAGACGGUUACAAGCAGUGAGACAAAAUAUUUUCUGAAAGUUCAGGUGCAUUUGGGAAGUCAAACAGCCAUAUAAAGCUAACGACAAGGGGUUUGAUUCCCCUAUCAGACAUCCCAAUGGUGUUUUAGUCUGACCUUACAGUGGUCGACAGUGUCUUGGUGUUACAUUUUAGUACCAGCUCAGCUCAGAACCUUGCCAGAGGUGACACCAAAAAGUAUGAAGUAUUCUCGCCAAUGGAAAAUUAACAAAAAAGUUGAUUGGAGACAAGUCGAGCCACAACCACAGAGUGGAGAAGCACCAUAUGUUAAAAAAUCAGAGAUUUACUUUGACCAACAUUUGUUCCAUAUUAGAAAGACUCAAGUACCAAGACACUAUGAAUCAAAGGUUCAGCUUUGAACCCUGGAGUCAGGGGGACACGUUGGUUGAAAGUUUUUUGAGUCCAGUAAAAAAUUUGUCGAAAAAGACCUUUUCUGUUUGAUCAACUCCCUUUAACAGCGUUGAUGUCAACAAGAGCUCUAUCUUGAUACCCAUUCCUCAGAAUCAUCCUCUCUAGGUCUUGAAACUCAUCUACCUUUUUGCUUUUGGAUCCUCAAACUAUUCCUCUAAUGGGCGCGCUGCGAUUUGGCACAAAAAUGAGCCCUAAUUAUGGCUCUUUAUUUUCGGGGACAGCUGUCUCACCAUGUCUAAUCUUGUGUGAUGAAUCGGCACUUCAGAAAGAGACGCCAUCAUCACGGGCACUGAUCCAGAAUCAGAUCAUGGUCAUCCUUGUUCUCUGAAACAAUGAAUCAUAUCAGGUCGUCGCUGCAGAUCUGAUCAUUCCUGAUGUUUGUAAUUACCUCCUCAGAAUACAAAAACGUGUCGGCUUUGGUGUGAAGGGCGGUGAAGGUGGCGCCAGGAUGCUUUUUCUUACCUGAAAUCAAACGCUGCUUUUUCUUCCUUCGGUUUCUUUUUAAAGUUUCUCUGCAUGGAAUCCCGUCCCGCCUGUUACGAGUUUUUCUUUGUCUUUAUAUCCAAAGUGAUUUCAAAAUGGUCAAAUUUUGGAUAGAGAGAGGCUGCUGUGGUUUCUGUGGCGUCCCAUAACCGUUACUGGCUGGUGUCCUCGUGUCUUUAGCAUUGAUGUAACAGCCGGUGACUAUUACAGCUUUAUUUUGUUACACUUUGUCUCCAGGGAGGGUUUAUUCGCCGAGCAUGCAGGCCUUUUUUUUUUUUUUGGCGACUCCCUUUCCCUCAAAUUCUCUUUCUCUUAUUUACAUCUGGGAAUUUCCCACUACAACCACUGUUUUUCUCCUUCUUUGGGACAAAACCUUUAAAAGCUGCUACCACUUCUCUCUGCAUUGUUGUAGCAUGGAUCUCGGUGGAGACGGAUACACGGAUUAACCUUGAUGUCAUAUUAAAAUGUUCUCUGCUAAGGCCAAGUGUAUCAAACAUUAAGAGAGAGCUCCUCUCUCUCUUUCUGGGGUCGGUGAGUGCAUGGUUGUAACGUUGUCGAUGUUCCUCGUCCUGUUUUUUCGCAUGACAGUGAUGGUGAUGAUGAAGUUAAAUUCUCUCCUCUUGUUGUUUUGAAACGUCUGGACGAGGCGAAGGCCAAACUUUUCUCCACCACCGUCCACGACAGCCGGUUCAUCCGUCUUUGGGCUGAAUCUGACAGAUGUUUGUACCGCCGAUUAAUGAGCCACUGUAGCAAAAACAGAGCGCCAAACUUUUUUUGUGUGUGUAACCUCUCCCAAAGAUGUCACAUUUGUUACAUGCAGCACAGAUUUGUCCUUCACUGUUCUGGCGCCAUCUGCUGGUGGUUUUGUGCGAUUGCAGUGAAACUCAAAGAUGAAUUUAGAGUCUAACAAACUAAAAGAGAGGCUGUUUAACGGAUAAAUCCUGUUUUGUCGGUGUGUUGAAUCAAAGAUUCUCUCGUGCACGUUCUGUUUUUUCUACAUCUUUGUGUUUUUUGGUAAGAACCCUCGGAUUGCUGCCUCACUAUUCUGUAUAUAAAGAAACUCACACCUCACACAGAGCUUAAAGACAUACUCUCAUUACCUGCAACCGCUUUAUUUUGCAUUUAUUUUUCUGAACAUGAAAGACAUAGCGUUCUUACAGCAGUAUAUAGGUAUGAUUACUCUCAGUGGGGACGGCCCAAUCAGACAGGAUGCCGAUAUCGAGGGCUGCACACCUCCCUGUACAUCAGGAUCAGCCAUCAAUGAUGCCAAAUGUACACCUUUGAAUCCGUCUCUCUUCUCUUCUCUGUCUCCUCCCCCCAAUUUCUCUUUGUACAUUUUAUUUUCUAUUUAUUUAAAGCAGAAUUAUAUGGAUUGUAUCGAGCAUGGAAAGGCAAACAAAUGUUACAGUCGUCAAACAAAUCACAGGCUUUUAUUUUACAGCAGUAUAUUUGUUUAUUCUAGGGAUCUGUUUUCUCUCUCUCUCUUUUUUUGGAAGAAAUAAAAAGUCAU